Messenger RNA from Phalacrocorax carbo (great cormorant), 4288 nucleotides. The record is from RefSeq and is a predicted model, not a curated record. NCBI's taxonomy places the organism in Eukaryota, Metazoa, Chordata, Aves, Suliformes, Phalacrocoracidae.
GCAGCCCCCGUUCGCCCCAAACCCCCCUUUCCCAGCCGAAGCCCCCCGCUGUGUUUCCCCAACCUGCCGCCGCCCCCCCAGGACCCGCCGCUGCCGCCCGCACCCGGACCGGGACCCGCGCCUGGAGCCUCCUCGGGGCCGCCGCUGCCGCCGUUGCCAUGGCGAUGGCGGCAGGGGCGGGGCCGCGGCGGGGCGGGGCGGAGCCCUCGGAGAGCAGCCCCGAGCCGCCCUCCCCCUCCAGCUCCCGCCCGCCCCGCUCUGACACCAGCCCCACCCCCUCCGACGAGGCCACGCCCCCGCCGCGCCGCCACGCCCCGCCGCGGGGCGGGGCCGGACCUCGCCACGCCCCUGCGCCGUCUGCCCCGCCCUGCGACCGCACCCUGGCGCUCUUCGAGGAGGAGCUGGCCACCCGCCCCCGCGUCCCCGCCCUGCUGCGCCGCAUGGCCCCCUACAGCGCCCUGAGCCCCGACAGCGACGACGGGCGCGCCCCGGGGCGGGCGCUGGGGGCGCUGUGGGGCGUGGCCGCCCCCUCCCUGCAGACGCUGCUGGGGCUGGUGCUGGUGCUGCGCCUGCCCUGGGUGGUCGGCACCGGCGGGGUCCUGCAGGCCGGCGCCAUCGGCCUCCUGCUGGGCGCCUGCGCGGUGCUGACAGCUGUGUCCCUGAGCGCCAUCGCCACCAACGGCCUUGACCCCGGCGGCUGUCCCCUGGGGCUGCUGUCGGGGGCGCUGGGCCCCGAGGCAGGCGGGGCCGUGGGGCUGUGUGCCUUCCUCAGCGCCGCCUUCGCCGCCGCUGCCGCCGCCCUGGGCGCGGCCGAGAUCCUACUGGUGUACGUGGCCCCCCAGGCCGCUGUCCUGCCCGGGCGGGGCCGUGGGGCACGGCUGAACAACGGGCGUGGCUACGGGGCGGGGCUGCUAGCCCUGCUGGGUCUGGGGGCCGCUGCCCGCCACGCUGCCCGCGUGACACCCCUGGGCCCCGCCGGGCUGCUGCUGGCCCUGCUGGGGCUGCAGGCGGGGGCCCUGCGCGCCGCCCUGCCGGGGGGCAACGCCCACACUCUCUGCCUGCCCCCCCAGCCCGGCGGCCGCCUCCAGCCCUGCCCCACGGCCCGGCCCCACGGCGGGGGGGACAGCAAUGGCACCCCGGGGGCACGGCCAGCCAUCCCGGGGCCCAGCGCCCGCCUGCUGGCACAGAACCUGUGGCCCCGCCCCCCCGAGCCAGGGCUGAGGGAGGGGCCGGGCGGAGCCGAGGUUGAGGAUGACGACGAUUCGUCCUUCGGGGUCCUGCUGGGGCUGAGCCUGCCCACUACCUCCGGGGUGCUGUGGGGCUGCAGCCGCUGCGGGGAGCUCCGAGACGUCGCCCGCUCCGUCCCAGCCGGGAGCCUGGGGGCUGCCCUGGCCACCGCCCUGGGCUGCAUCCGCCCCGCCAGGGGGACCCCAGUACCUGGGGGGGCUCCAAAUCUGGGAGGGACACCCCAAAACGUGGGGGGGCAGCCUGAAACCAGCAUUGCCUUUAAGGCAGGGGAGUGCCUGGAGGGGAGGGGGCUGGGGUGGGGGGGUCGCCCUGGGGGAGGGGUCCUGCUCCAUUUUGGGGUCGGGUUGCCGGUUUUUGGGGGGGGUUUCCUUGACAGCGCAGACCUGAGCGCGGCCCUGCUGCUGGGGGCCUCUGUCGAGGGGCAGCUGCUGCGUGACAAGUUCGGCGGGUCUCUGCGGGGGACGCCGGUGGCAGGGGCGGCCUCCUGGCCCUCGCCCUGGGUGCCGCUGGCCGGGGCGCUGCUCUCGGCGGGGGGCGCCGGGCUGCAGGCGCUGCUGGGGGGCAGCCGGCUGCUGCGGGGGCUGGCGCGCACCCGCGCCCUGCCCCUACCCCACGCGCUGGGGCGGGGGCGGCUCUGGCCCCUGGCGGCGACGGCGGCGGUGGCCGAGCUGGGCGUCCUCCUGGGCUCCCUCGACCUGCUGGCGCCCGUCCUCUCCGUGUUCUGGCUGACCGCGUACCUGGGGGUGAACCUGGCCUGCGCCCUGCAGGGGCUGCUGCCCACCCCCGGCUGGAGCCCCCGCUGCCGCCUCUACCACUGGGGGGUGUCGCUGGCCGGGGCAGGGCUCUGCCUGGGGCUGAUGCUGGUCACCUGCUGGUACUGCGCGCUGCUGGCCCUGGGCAUCGGCGCCACCGCCUACAAGUACCUGGAGUACCGCGGGGCGCAGAGCGAGUGGGGGGAAGGGCUGCGGGGUCUCUCCCUCAGCGCCGCCCGCUUCGCCCUGCUGCGGCUGGAGGACGGGCAGCCCCCCGCGCCCAGCUGGAGGCCGCAGCUGCUGGUGCUGCUGAAGCUGGACGAGGAGCUGCGGGCGACGCAGCCCCAGGUGCUGGCCCUGGCGGCGCAGCUGCAGGCCGGGAAGGGGCUGACGGUCGUGGGCUCCGUCAUCCCCGGGGAGCUGCCGCAGGACCUGCCCCGCGCCCGCGCCGCCGAGAGGGCGCUGCGGGCGGGGCUGGCGGGGGCGGGGGCGCGGGGCUUCGUGCAGGUGCUGGUGGCGCCGGCGCGGGGGCCGGGGCUGGCGGCGCUGGUGCAGGGCUGCGGGCUGGGGGCCCUGCGCCCCAACACCGUGCUGCUGGGCUGGCCCCACGGCUGGCGCCGCCGCCACGACCCCGCCGCCGCCCGCAGAUUCGUUGGGGAGACGUGGGGGGAUGCGGGGGCGUGGGGAAGAGGGAGGAGGCGGGGGGACACGGGGGGCAGGAGCGGGGGCAGGCGUGGGGACACGCAGGGGCCCGGGGCUCCCCGCGGGGGGUCCGCGCCCCCCGAGCCCCCCCUUGUCCCCCCAGAGCUGCUGCGCGUGGCGGGGGCCGGGGGCCGGGCGCUGCUGGUGGCCAAGGGGCCGCUGGGGGCGGGGGCGCCGGGGGGGACCCUGGACGUGUGGUGGGUGGUGGGCGACGGGCGCCUGCUCACUCUGCUGCCCCUGCUGCUGCGGCAGCACCCUGCAUGGCGGGGGUGCCGGGUGCGGCUGUUCACGGUGGCUCUGCUGGAGGACAACAGCGUGCGGCUGCGGCGGCUGCUGGAGGCCGUCGCCCGCCGGAGGGGGCUGCCCGCCCAGACCCACGUCGUCGAGCUGCACGACGGCGACGUCUCGGCCUACACCUACGAGCGGACGCUGAUGAUGGAGCAGCGCUCCCAGAUGUUGCGCCAGAUGCGGCAGGCGCAGGGAGGCCCCGCCCCAUCACAGGCCCCCAGUGCGGCGGAGGAGGAGGAGGAGGAGGGGGGCACCCCCCGCCGCGGCCCCAGCCCGGUCAACGUGCGGCGCAUGCACGCGGCCGAGCGGCUGAACGAGGCCGUGGGGGCGCACUCGGGGGGGGCGCGGCUGGUGCUGCUCGACCUGCCCCCCCCGCCCCCCCCCCGGCCCCCCCGGCCCCUCGACAACUACCUGGAGUUCCUGGAGGUGCUGACAGAGGGCCUGGGGCCGGUGCUGCUGGUGCGGGGGGGUGACGGGGACGCCCCCGACCCCUGAGCGCACCAGUACGGCCCAGUACGGCCCAGUACGGGCCCAGCGCCGCCAGUACGAUGCCAGCCGGAGACGCAGCUCUUCAAGCACGAUCCCAGUACGGGCCCAGUGCUCCCAGUAUGGGCCUCAACGCCCCACGUAUGAUGCCAGUCUGGGCCACAGCUCUCCGAGCGUGACCCCAGCAUGGGACCAAACACUCCCAGUAUAGCACCAGUGCUCCCACUAUGAUGCCAGCCUGAGCCACAGCUCUUUGAGCAAGAUCCUAGUAUGGGCUGCCACACUCCCAGUAUGGACCCCGGCCUUGCCAGUAUAGCACCAGUGCUCCCAGUGUGAUGCCAGCCUGAGCCACAGCUGUCUGAGUCAGAUCCCAGUACGGACCCUGGCCUUGCCAGUAUAGCACCAGUGCUCCCACUAUGAUGCCAGCCUGAGCCACAGCUGUCUGAGUCAGACCCCAGUAUGGACCCCGGCCUUGCCAGUAUAGCACCAGUGCUCCCAGUGUGAUGCCAGCCUGAGCCACAGCUGUCUGAGUCAGAUCCCAGUAUGGACCCCGGCCUUGCCAGUAUAGCACCAGUGCUCCCAGUGUGAUGCCAGCCUGAGCUACAGUUAAAGUAAGAUCCCAGUAUGAGCCCCCCCGUUCCCAGGACAGGCCCAGUGCUCCCAGUAUAGGGCCCAAGACUGCCAGCGCCCUCCCAGCGCGCCUCCCGUGCGCUCCCAGUGCUCCCACUGCGGGUCCCAGCACUCCCAGUACACGGCUCCAGCAGGGCCGCGCCACUCCCAGCGCACACCACUAAUAAACGGUUUCCUCUCCA